UUAUCCCACCCCUCUUGGAAGGAGGGGUGAGAGGGAGAGUCUAUAAUGACAGAAAACUUGUAAAGAAAAAUGUGUACUGUGUAAGGCAGACCUAGGGGAAAGGAGCUCAGCUGGGACAUGGAUCUGUAAAGUAAAAGUUCUGGGAAGAAGCACAUUUACUCAUCCUACAGGCAUCUCUCCUCCUCUCUGAAACAUGGAGGUUGAAGUGAUGGGGAAUUCAAAGUCCAUCAAAAAGAAACCAGCAAAUAAAGGGAUUAAAGUUGCUCUGGUCAUCUUCAUUUUAAUAACAGGGAUACUUGGUGUCUUGCUUUUACUAGUCAGUCAAGGACUUAUUAGCUUCCAGAAACCAAAGUAUUGUUUAACUCCAAAAUGCAUCGAGGCAGCUGCUUUAGUUCAAAACAAAAUGAAUUUCUCCGUCGAUCCCUGCAACAACUUUUUCCAAUAUGCCUGUGGUGGAUGGAUACAGGGAAACCCCAUUCCAGAUGACAUGACGAACCAUGGAAUCUACCCAUGGCUCAGGAAUAAUGUGGAUCUUAAAAUUAAAGCACUUCUAGAAAAGCCUAUCAGUAAGAGAAGAGAUAUAGAAGCAGUACAGAAAGCAAAGAUAUUUUAUAUGUCCUGCAUGAAUGAAACUGAAAUAGAAGAAGCUGAUAUGAAGCCACUUCUGAAAAUAUUGACACAGUCAUCAAUGCGUUGGCCAGUAUUGGAGUCCAAUAUUGGAAGUGAUGGAAAGUGGUCAGAGAGGAAGUUCAAUUUUCUUAAAACUCUUGCAGAUCUCCGAAAACAGUACAGUGUUUCAGUAUUCUUCCGUGCCUAUGUUGGAACAGACGAUAAACUAUCUAAUAAUUUCAUUUUAAAGCUGGACCAAGCAUCCCUGUCUUUAUUAUCUCACGAGGACUAUCUUGAUAAUAGUACUACUACCGUAGCAUACAGAGAUGCCCUUUUCCAUUUAAUGGUUGAUGUUGCAGUUUUCCUUGGAGCAAACAAGACAAGAGCUAUAUCUGAUAUGAAAUCUAUAAUUGAUCUGGAAACAAAACUUGCUCAGAUAACAGUCCCUCACGAAAACAGGACAAGUGAAGCAAUAUAUAAUAAAAUGAACAUCUCCGAGCUCACUUCUAUGAUCCCACAGUUUCAGUGGCUGGCCUACUUGAAUGAAAUCAUUGACUUCACCAUGCAUCCUGAACUUAAAUACAUUGACUCUUCGGAAAAUGUGAUUGUUCGGGUUCCACAAUAUUUGAAAGACUUGUUUCAUAUAAUAGAAGCUGAGGACAAAAGGACUCUUGCCAAUUACCUAAUAUGGAGAUUUGUAUAUUCAAGAAUUUCAAACCUUAGUAGACGGUUUCAAUACAGACAGCUGGAUUAUGCACGGGUCCUGUUGGGUACCAAUACAUUAGCAGCUCGUUGGGAUCGAUGUGUGAAUUAUAUUGAAAAUUCUCUCCCUUAUGCUGUUGGGAAGAUGUUUGUAAAUGCUCAUUUCCAAGAGGACAAGAAGCAAAUGAUGGAAGAACUGGUUGAAGGCAUCCGUUGGGCCUUUAUUGACAUGCUGGAAAAGGAAAAUGACUGGAUGGAUGAAGACACUAAAAUAAAAGCGAAGCAAAAGGCAAAAACUGUGAUGGCCAAAGUUGGAUACCCUGAAUUCUUGUUGAAUGACACAUACAUAAAUGAAGAAGUGAAACUGUUGAAAUUUUCAGAAACAGAUUAUUUUGGAAACAUACUACAGACCCUGCACUUUCUAUCUCAAUCGGAUUUCUAUUGGUUGAGAAAAGCGGUUCCUAAAAAAGAAUGGUUUACUAGUCCAACAACAGUCAAUGCCUUUUACAGUGCAACCACCAACCAAAUUAGAUUUCCUGCGGGAGAACUUCAAAAGCCUUUCUUUUGGGGGAUGGAAUAUCCAAGAUCCCUGAGCUACGGAGCUAUUGGAGUUAUUGUUGGGCAUGAGUUCACACAUGGCUUUGACAGCAAUGGUCGUAAAUAUGACAAAGACGGAAAUUUGCAUUCAUGGUGGAGCAGUGAAUCCGAAGAAAGAUUUAAAGAGAAAAGUAAAUGUAUGGUGAACCAGUACAAUGAUUACUACUGGAAGCAAGCUGGAUUAAAUGUGAAGGGAACAAAAACUUUGGCUGAAAAUAUUGCAGAUAAUGGAGGAAUGAGAGAAGCUUUCAGGGCUUACAGAAAAUGGAUUAAUAAUGCCAGAAGUGGAAAAGAAGAGUUGCUUCUACCUGGCCUAGAACUCACCAAUAAUCAGCUCUUUUUCUUGAGUUAUGCACACGUAAGGUGUAAUGUCUUCCGUACUGAAGCUGCAAGAGACCAAAUUGUAAAUGGAGUGCACAGCCCACCACAAUUCAGAGUAAUUGGUGCAAUGAGCAACUUUGAAGAGUUUCGAAAGGCUUUUAAAUGCCCAGAAAACACAACCAUGAAUCGAGGGAGCCAUUCCUGUCGGAUCUGGUAG
Pelobates fuscus (common spadefoot toad) is the source of this 2446-nucleotide messenger RNA. It is a transcript of the gene PHEX, whose product is annotated as phosphate regulating endopeptidase X-linked. The transcript is spliced from 22 exons. The coding region runs from base 194 to 2446 and encodes 750 amino acids. Gene Ontology annotation, biological process: protein processing. Gene Ontology annotation, cellular component: plasma membrane. Gene Ontology annotation, molecular function: metalloendopeptidase activity. The record is from RefSeq and is a predicted model, not a curated record. NCBI's taxonomy places the organism in Eukaryota, Metazoa, Chordata, Amphibia, Anura, Pelobatidae.